Molecule: messenger RNA, 1662 nt
Organism: Cuscuta campestris
Lineage: Eukaryota; Viridiplantae; Streptophyta; Magnoliopsida; Solanales; Convolvulaceae
Source: the annotation of a GenBank genome assembly
GUUAGACCGGUUCGACCGGUCAACCCUUGACCCACUACCUCGUCCGAGUCGACGUCCGGUCCGGUUUUCAAAAAAUUGAUUUUUUGCUACUAUUUGACAUUUUGACUUUCAGGAUUAUGGGGUCGUCUGGAAAGCUUCGCUAGUGCCUGAAUCCAGAGAAUUGACCGGAAAUAAAUGGCCAAACCCCGAGUUCGGCGAGUUGGGCCGAGCACUAGCCGGCGGAAUGAACGAGACGGGUCUCCGGCGAACCGGGGCGAGGGUUCAGCCAAUUCUCCGGCGAAGAACCGAGGCCGCAAGCCCCCUUCUUUCAGCAUCUUUUUCUUCAUCGUUUGUCCGGUCAUAUCUGUUAUUGCAUACCGGAAGAUAUACUCUCGAGACACUGUGGUCGAUUCUCGCAAAUCAUACCUCUUUCAGCACGACUUGAUCAAGACUGAUUUGAAUUAUCGCGAAGUUCUCACUGCGAAUCAUAAGGUAGACGAAGAUUCAAUAGAAACAGGCAGGCAUUUUCAGAAUCCUGUACUAGCCUACAUCACUCCCUGGAAUUCAAAAGGCUAUGAGGUGUCCAAGAAGUUCAGUUCAAAGUUUACACAUUUAUCACCUGUUUGGUAUGAACUUCGGAGUGAAGGUACCAAGUUAGUUCUUGAUGGAAGGCAUAACGCAGAUAAAGAAUGGAUUUCAAACAUCCAAAUGAGUGGAGAUGCUCUGAUUUUACCCAGAGUUGUCCUGGAAGCAAUCCCCAUGGAUCUUCUUAAAAAGAAGAAACAGAGGGAUAAAGCCAUAAAAAUUAUUAUUGCGGAGUGCAAGGAAAUGGAGUAUGAUGGUAUAGUUCUUGAGUCCUGGUCAAGGUGGGCAGCUUAUGGCAUCUUGCAUGAUCCUGAUAUUCGAAAUAUGGGCUUGCAGUUUAUACGCCAGCUUGGAGAAGCCAUGCAUUCCGUAAGGUUAGAAAAAAGGAAUAAGGCAAAAACACUGGAGUUGGUUUAUGUGAUAGGUCCACCACACUCGGAUAAGCUGCAGGACCAUGAUUUUGGGCCCAACGACUUACGAAGUUUGGGCAAUGCUGUGGACGGCUUCUCUCUCAUGACCUACGACUUCUCAGGACCUCAAAAUCCAGGCCCAAAUGCACCUCUGAAUUGGAUACACUCAACAUUGCAGCUCCUUCUUGGUGAUCGCGGAGGAGAUCAUCAUCAAAGUUUGGCUAGAAAGAUCUUUCUUGGCAUCAAUUUCUACGGAAACGAUUUUGUCAUUUCAGGAGGAUUAGGAGGGGGGCCUAUUAUAGGACACGAGUAUCUAUCGUUGUUGGAGAAGCACAAGCCUGCUUUGCAGUGGGAGAAGACCAGCGGCGAGCAUUUAUUCUUGUACACAGACGAACAGCACGCCAGGCAUGUCGUGUUUUACCCUUCGUUCAUGUCCCUUGCAAAGCGGCUCGAGGCAGCCCUUUCUUGGGAUGUUGGCAUCUCAAUCUGGGAAGUUGGGCAAGGAUUGGAUCCCUUUUUUCAUAUGUUGUAGUUGUAAUCAAACUCUCAUCUCCUUCUUUUAAUAACCCACUGCUGUUCAUUCUCUUUUAUUAGUUUUACUAGCCUUGUUGGAAACUAAGGGCACUACAGAAAUAACUUCUUUUUUUCUUCUUCCUGAAAGUGAAUAUGAACCUGCAUAGUUUCAUUA